Molecule: messenger RNA, 1674 nt
Organism: Perca flavescens (yellow perch)
Lineage: Eukaryota; Metazoa; Chordata; Actinopteri; Perciformes; Percidae
Gene: tmem42b
Product: transmembrane protein 42b
Exons: 3
Coding region: 150-617 (155 amino acids)
Source: RefSeq, a predicted model, not a curated record
GCCACCGGACGGUUAUGUGUAGACAGUGCAGGGAAACGUGGCACACACAGUGACACACAAACCAUGCAGGCAGCUCAACCCGGACCAGCAGCAGAAACAGAAAUGUAACAGAUGGAUUAGAAAAGUAUGUGCCUCGGCUCUUCAUCAACAUGUUCCCGGGAGUUUUCUAUGCAUUACUGGCGGGUUUCCUCGGGGCCGUGGCGUCAUCGUCGGCCAAACUGUCCCUCGGAGCCGACUACCUGAAGGGAGUCUGUGAAACCGGACUCAGGACGUGGGGAGAGCAGCGGAAAUUCAGACAAGCGGACGAAACUACCGCCUGCGACCGGCUCCACAUCCCACUGAGGCUGCUGUGUGGCGGUCUGCUUUUCACCUGCAAUGCUGUGAUGUGGACCUUCCUUGCCAAAGCACUCAGGUACUCCUCUUCCUCCACCCAAACCACUGUGACCACCACCGCCUCCAACUUCAUAUCUUCCGCUUUUCUGGGUCAGCUGAUCUUUGGUGAAGCCCAGAUAACGUUGUGGUGGGUUGGGAUCUCCCUGACCUUCUCUGGUCUGUUGUUGCUGCAGAGGGUUUCACCGCAGGAUAGACAACAUGACCCAGGCGACAAGGACGAAUAAUAUGUCUUGUCUCCACUAGAGUUCAGCCUGGCUUCAGCAUCUCCUCAGAUUAAAACAGAAUAGUGAAAAAUGUUUUGUUAGUCCUCCCUCAAUAACUAGUUUUAUCAAACAAAUUGUUUCUUAAUGAACUCAAAAUGCAUCCUUCCUCAAAAAAAAGGAGAUUCUUUAUUUAUAAUGUUCCUAGUUAUCCUUCAGAUUGCGUUUUGUGGCCAUGUAGGCUGAGAAACACUGCAUGCUCAGCUGUGGUGCAGCAUUUUUUUUGGACCUGUUCUAAAAAUCAGAGGAGGUGUUGGUCUUCAGCCAGUCUGGCCAUGGCACAGCAACAGUCUGGCCAGUGGAGACAAGCUAAUGGACGCCUGCGCCCAGCUUCCCAGAUGCUCUAACAUCAUCUUUGUACACAGGCUUACAAUGAAGCAAAAAGCAUACUAGCUUUACUUUACUUUUGGGGAAUCUUUCAGUCAACAACAGCACAAUAACUCAUAAGUUAACAGAACAGGUGUGAAAGAAGGGAAGAGACUAAAGGGAAAGGUAGUUAUUUGACAUUUUGGGAAAUACACUUAUUUGUUUUCUGACAAAAAUUGACACCACUCUCAUGUCUGUAUAGUAUGAGGCUGAUGCCAUCGUCUGGUUAGCUUAGCAUAGCAAAACCAGUAGAAUAGGGAAACAGCUAGCCUGGCUCUGUUGGAAGCUAACAAAAUCGCCUACCAGCACUUUUAAAGCGCAUUCAUUAACAUGUUUUAUCUUGUUUGUUUAAUUCUAACACCCAGUAAAACCACAGUGUUUUUUUGGACAGAGCCGGGCUGGCUGUUCCCCCCAUUUCCAGUCUUUAUGCUAAGCUAACCAAAACCAUCUCAUGGCUUUAGCUUCAUAUUUAACGGACAAAUAUGAGUGUUAUCAAUCUUCUCUUCUAACUCUGCAAGAAAGGAAAUAAGUGCGUUUCUCAAAAACUAUUCCUUUAAAGGAAGAUACAGAUAAUACAAUAUCUAUAUAAUAUAUAUAUAUAUAUAUAUAUAUAUAUAUAUAUAUAUAUAUAUAUAUAUAUAUAUACAGACAGACU